Amphimedon queenslandica is the source of this 571-nucleotide messenger RNA. RefSeq names its product dyslexia-associated protein KIAA0319 homolog. Lineage: Eukaryota; Metazoa; Porifera; Demospongiae; Haplosclerida; Niphatidae. The annotation marks the transcript as partial. The transcript is spliced from 3 exons. Gene Ontology annotation, biological process: neuron migration. The record is from RefSeq and is a predicted model, not a curated record. Gene Ontology annotation, cellular component: cytoplasmic vesicle; membrane.
GGUAUAAAGAAUAAGACAGUUCAUGUGAGUAAGCUUGAAGUUGGUGUGUAUCAGUUUGAACUGACAGUAACUGAUGCUGCUGGUCAGUCUGAUAGUGCUACUGUAACUGUUGAUGUACAGAAAGAGAACAAUCAGCCUCCUAUUGCUAUAGUAACAGGUGAUACAGCUGUAUAUUAUCCAAACACUGAGUCCGUAUUGAAUGGAUCCCUCAGUACUGAUGACUACAGGAUAAUACAAUACCAUUGGAGUCAAUUAGAAGGACCUAAUGAUAUCCGGUUUGACGGGUUGGACAAACCAGUUUUACGAGUGAGUGGUCUUCAUGUAGAGGGAGUGUCCCCCACAGAAUAUUUGUUCCAGCUGGUUGUUAUUGAUUAUCGUAACGUGACUAACUAUACUAACAUCAGUGUCUACUAUCAUAAAGGUGAAGAUGUAUUGCCAGUGGCUGAUGCUGGUCCUGAUAUGAUACUAACACUACCACAGGACACAGUGACACUGAAUGGAACUGGCAGUCAUGAUGGAUUUGGUAUCAGUCAAUACAAAUGGAUUAAGAGUGACAGCAGCCCUGCUAUUG